Messenger RNA from Microthlaspi erraticum, 471 nucleotides. NCBI's taxonomy places the organism in Eukaryota, Viridiplantae, Streptophyta, Magnoliopsida, Brassicales, Brassicaceae. The record is from the annotation of a GenBank genome assembly.
AUGAAUCGUUUGAAAGAAGCUCCCGAGUCACUCGCUUUAGACGCUUUCCUCACCACCUCCUCCCUCGGAGGGAGACUGGCCAGAGUUCGCACCGAACACCCAAACCCUAAAAUCCGAUCAGAAGCAAACGAUCUUCUUUACACUUGGAUGAGGUACCUUUACGCCACCGGAGAUUCCAAGAGAGACAAAGUGCGUGAGAUUCUGCAAAAGUCUCUGUCUAAAGUCGCUGAUGAGGUUCGUGUUGAGAUGAAGAAACGAGUGGCUGAUUGUGAUCCUUGGGAUGUGGCUGUUUCCGUGGAAUCUGCCAUGUUUGAGAGAUUCGGUUGUUUCGAGGGAAAGCAAAAACCAAAAUACAGAUCGAUCUUGUUCAACAUCGGAGAUAGUAACAAUCCUGACCUAAGGAGGAAAGUCUUGACUGGUGAGAUCAGUGGAGAGACUGGUGACGAUGGAGAGAGAAGAGAUGGGAAGUGA